Miscanthus lutarioriparius is the source of this 2718-nucleotide messenger RNA. NCBI's taxonomy places the organism in Eukaryota, Viridiplantae, Streptophyta, Magnoliopsida, Poales, Poaceae. The record is from the annotation of a GenBank genome assembly.
AUGCCGGCACCCGGAGACCCCGCGGCCCGCCCAGAAGAUACCUGCGCGGUGGCAGCCUUGACUACGGCAAUGGAGGCGGAGGCGAGGCGCCUCUCCUCCUGCGCCAUCGUGCUUGGGCAGUGCAGAGGCAGAGGCGAGACGGAGCCUAAGGAGGUGGAGAAGGCGCUCCGCAGAUGCUUCGGGGUCCUAGAAGGCGACGUCGUUGUUUCCCGUCAUCGACCAGAGAACUUCCUCGCCAUCUUCAAGUACCCCCACCACCAAGAUGUUGUGGUGACCAAGGAGAAACUUCCAGUGUGCAACUUCAACUUCCGCAUCUGGCCAUGGCGGGUAGAAGCCUAUGGAGACCACUGUGAGCUACGCCAUCACGUGCGUCUCUGCCUGGAAGGAGUUCCAGUCCACGCUUGGAACGAGAGCAUCGCUAAGCAAGCGGUGGCGAGAGCGUGCGACAUCGACUACGUGGAGCAGCAGUCGGUGGACCGGGAGGACACCAGGGUGCUAUGCCUCUGGGCGUGGACCUACAAUCCCUCCGAUAUCCCCAAGGAGAGGACUCCACCACGCAACACACGCCGCGCAGAUCGCCGGAGCGAUGAUGGCGGCGUCGAGCGGGUCACCACCUCGCCGGCCGCGCUCAACUCUCGGAGAGCACUACAUCAACAACGACAUCAGCAGCAGGUCUCCCAUCGGUUCGCGAGUUGCCAUCACGCCGUUCACGCCCCGCUCCUCGUGGGCGCACCAGAGCGAAUCUCCACCGCGCACACACACGCCCGGCUCGCGGCCCACGGCGAUGAAGGCGCCCGAAUGAGUCUUCACCGGCGGCGUGUUCAACUCUCGAAGCCCCGCCCAGCAACCUCCAACGGGCGCUUCAAGCAAGGGGCUGACCCGUAUUUGUCUUUCGGAGAGGACAGCGAUAACAUGGUCAUGGGGUCUCCGGGGACAACAAGCAAGGCAAUGAGCCACAGCGGCACCCUACGGUUGACAUCCCCAACCAGUGGUGACAGCAGGGACGAGGCUGCACAGCGUUCUGCCACAACUGCGGCGUUCAGGCGAUCUCCUCGCUCCCACCAGGCCGCGUCUGGUACCCGAUUCAGAAGGCACCGCCCAAAUUGCGUCUAUGUCAGGCGUAAUUGUUGCAGGCAGCGCAUGGCGUCUCCACUAGCCCAACAGAACGCGGCGGCCAACUUCAUCCGCACAGUCACACUGCAGACUGCAGUGCCGCUGCUCCAAGGGCCACCCCAGCGAACGAGGACCAUCAGACGCAGGAAGAAGCAGUCUUCAGCCCCCCUGCGCAAAAGUGUGCGCAUUGCAACAGCAUCUUGGCCGCGGGGCGAUGCUCAAGCGAAGGCGCGCCAAGUUCUGAUGAAAAAACUUGGCUUCAUGGAGGACCGUUCGCUGGACGACGCGCUGCUGGGCUACUUCAAGCUGUUCGGCGGUCCACUUUCAGGGACGGUGAUCCAGGCGUUGACUGCCCUUUGUGGCCUCGGCGACGACUCUGGGGCAGGCUGCUCCCAGUUAUGUAUCGGCUGUGAAGUAUGCAGUGGUGACGGCCAUGGGCCAAAAAUCACCAAAGCGCUCUCCACUCCUUCAGGGUCACCAUGUCAUCUUCAGUUGUUAUUCUACUAUGUCUGCACCAAAGCUACCGCCAUCAGCGCUGCUAGCUACCUGUUUUUCUGCACAGGCUGUUAUUUGGGGCAAAUCUUGUUUUCAAUGACACAACGUAAUUGCAACAUCCUGUGCUGGAACGUGAGAGGCCUCAAUGAUGUGGUGAGGCAAGAUACAGUGAGCUUGCUAGUUCGAGACACAGCCUCCACCAUCGUGUGUCUACAAGAAACAAAGCUACAAAACAUCGACCAAGGCAUCGUCCAGCGCACGGUAGGUGCCAAAUUCACAAACAAUUUUGUGGCAUUGCCGGCCACACAAACUAGAGGUGCCAUUCUUUUGGCGGCAAACAAAGAUUAUUUCCACCUCACCGAUCAACACUUAUCUGCAAAUGCGGUCACAGCAACAUGCACCAUGAGGGCAGACGGGACCAAAUGGCAAAUAACGGUGGUAUAUGGUCCACAAGGUGAUGCUGAGAAACUACAAUUCUUGCAAGAGCUCAAGGCAAUUCCUAGGCCGGCGCACGGGAGGUGGCUAGUCCUUGGUGACUUUAAUCUCAUCUACCAAGCGGCAGAUAAGAAUAAUUCAAAUCUGAACCGUCGUCUAAUGGGGGCCUUCAAAGCGGUGAUCGACAAGCUAAACCUCAAAGAAAUAGGGCUCAAUGGCUGCCGUUACACUUGGAGCAAUGAGCAGGACAGUCCGACGCUUACUAGGAUCGACAGGCUGCUUUGCACCCCGGAUUGGGAAUUGACCUUCCCAACCUGUUUCCUCCACUCCCUGCCUUCGCUCAUGUCAGACCACACUCCGCUUCUACUACAAGGGGAGAUCCUGCACUACAAAAAUCCAUCCUUCCGCUUCGAAAAUUUCUGGGUGAAUGUUGAUGGCUUCAGUGAAUUGGUAGAACAGAUUUGGAAUAGACCUGUCCAAUUGAACGUGCCUCUCAAGCGACUCAACACAAAAUUAGCAAGAGUGACCAAAGGCAUCAAGAAAUGGCGGAGGGAGAAAAUUGGCGACACACGGCUACAGUUGGCCAUCGUCAAAGAAGUGCUAUUGCAGCUUGAAGCGGCACAGGAAAUGAGAACGCUGACGCCCCAGGAAAUUGCACUACGUCGCCAGAACUAA